Symbiodinium pilosum is the source of this 1296-nucleotide messenger RNA. Lineage: Eukaryota; Dinophyceae; Suessiales; Symbiodiniaceae. The record is from the annotation of a GenBank genome assembly.
AUGAAGCACCUGAAGUCAUCGGACCUGCGUGAGAAGCUCUACCGCGCUUUCAUCUCUCGCGCUUCCACCGACAAGGUGGACAAUGGGCCGCUCAUCACAGAGAUCCUGCAGUUGCGGAAGAAAGCCUCAGCCAUGCUGGGCUUCGAGAACUACGCUGCCGAGUCCCUGGCCUCCAAGAUGGCUCCGAACAUUGAGGCAGUGAACAAGCUGACAGAGGAUCUCUUUGCAGUUGCGCGCCCAGCUGCUGAACGCGAGCUCGAAGAACUGCAGGAGUUUGCAAAUGCAAAAGGCUACGAAGGCAAGUUACAGCUGUGGGAUGUGACCUUCUGGACGGAGCGUCUCAAGGAGGAGAAGUAUGCUUAUGAUGAGGAGGCUCUGAGGCCUUACUUCUCCCUGCCCAAGGUGCUGGAGGGCAUGUUUGGGAUUGCAAACAAGCUUUUCGGCGUCGAUAUCGUUCAGGAUGACGAUGCCGCAGAGAGAUGGCAUCCAGAUGUCAUGUUCUUCAAGGUGAAGGACGCUGACACCAGAGACCACAUUGCUUCUUUUUUCCUGGAUCCUUAUGCUCGCCCUGGGGAGAAACGGGGAGGAGCAUGGAUGGACGACUGCCUGGGGCGCUCCAAGGCAAUUGGGACAAAGCCUGUGGCAUACUUGACAUGCAACGGUUCUCCACCUGUCGGCACAAAGCCUUCAUUGAUGACUUUCUCAGAGGCGGAGACCUUAUUCCACGAAUUUGGUCAUGGCCUUCAGCACAUGCUGACUCACGUGGAGGAUGGCGAUUGUGCUGGCAUCAACAACGUUGAGUGGGACGCAGUGGAGCUUCCCUCCCAAUUCAUGGAGAAUUGGCUCUACCACAAGCCCACGGUGGAUUCCUUCGCUGUGCAUUACGAGACUGGAGAACCGCUGCCAGCAGACAUUUUCGAAAAGAUCAAAGGCAGCCGGAUUUUCAUGGCCGCCUCAAUGAUGCUUCGGCAGCUGCAGUUUGGUGCAUUGGACAUGGAGCUUCAUUCCCAAUACGAUCCAGAUGGCUCAGAGAGCUUCCUGGAUGUUCAGAAGCGGAUGGCUGGCAAAUUCCAGAUCCUCCCGCCACUAGAGGAGGACCGAUUCCUGUGUUCCUUCAGUCAUAUCUUUGCUGGCGGCUACGCAGCGGGCUACUACUCCUACAAGUGGGCCGAGGUGCUAUCAGCAGAUGCCUUCGCUGCCUUUGAGGAGGCAGGCCUGGACAACGAGGAUGCUUUGCGCACCGUCGGCCGCCGCUUCCGAGAGACAGCAGCUGGGCCGGACCAGCUGUACUUGUAG